CCCGCGCGGCCGAGCGAGCGCCGUCGGGGCGGGCGGGGGACGGAGCGCGCGCCCACCGCGUCCCUGCCCCCCUCGAUGGGCGCGGGGGCGUCCCGGUCGCUGCAGCCGCCGCAGGAGCCGGGCUGAGCCGUCGUCGCGGAGCGCGCCGCAGCCGCGGGCCGCGUUAAGCCCAUCCACAGUAAUGGCCACAGCCUUACCCAGAACCCUGGGGGAGCUGCAGCUGUAUAGAAUAUUGCAGAAAGCCAACCUGCUUUCUUACUUUGAUGCCUUCAUUCAACAAGGUGGUGAUGAUGUCCAGCAGCUUUGUGAAGCUGGUGAAGAGGAAUUUUUGGAAAUCAUGGCACUCGUGGGCAUGGCAAGCAAGCCCCUUCACGUUAGAAGGCUACAGAAGGCUUUGAGAGACUGGGUUACAAACCCUGGCCUUUUCAACCAGCCGCUGACUUCCCUUCCCGUCAGUAGCAUACCCAUCUAUAAGUUACCAGAGGGAUCGCCAACGUGGUUGGGAAUAUCCUGCAAUAGUUACGAAAGGAAUAGCAGUGCGCGGGAACCACAUUUAAAAAUCCCUAAGUGUGCCGCCACCACGUGUGUGCAGAGCUUGGGUCAGGGCAAGUCAGAGGUGGGGAGUUUGGCACUACAGAGUGUCAGUGAAUCCAGACUCUGGCAAGGGCACCAUGCCACCGAGAGUGAGCACAGCCUCUCCCCAGCAGACCUGGGCUCCCCGGCCUCGCCAAAGGAGAGCAGCGAGGCCCUGGAUGCUGCCGCCGCGCUCUCUGUGGCUGAGUGCGUGGAGCGGAUGGCCUCCACACUGCCCAAAAGUGACUUGAAUGAAGUGAAAGAGCUGCUCAAGAACAAUAAGAAGUUGGCCAAAAUGAUCGGUCACAUCUUCGAGAUGAGUGACGAAGACCCACACAAAGAAGAGGAGAUUCGAAAGUACAGCGCCAUCUAUGGGCGAUUCGACUCCAAGAGAAAGGAUGGCAAACACCUCACAUUGCAUGAGCUCACUGUUAAUGAAGCAGCCGCUCAGCUCUGUGUGAAAGACAAUGCCUUGCUGACGAGAAGAGAUGAACUUUUUGCCCUGGCCAGGCAGGUUUCUCGAGAAGUCACCUACAAGUACACUUACAGGACCACCAGGUUAAAAUGUGGUGAAAGAGAUGAAUUGUCUCCAAAGAGAAUUAAAGUGGAGGACGGAUUUCCAGACUUCCAGGAACCUGUGCAAACACUCUUCCAGCAGGCCAGAGCCAAGAGUGAGGAGCUCGCAGCCCUCAGUUCACAGCAGACUGAAAAGGGGAUGGCAAAGCAGAUGGAGCUCCUGUGUGCCCAGGCCAGCUAUGAGAGGCUGCAGCAGGAGAGGAGGCUGACGGCGGGGCUCUACAGGCAGAGCUCCGGGGAACACAGCCCGGAUGGCCUGCCCUCUGAUGGCUCAGAUGGACAAGGAGAAAGACCUUUGAAUCUCCGAAUGCCUAAUGUACAGAACAGACAGCCCCAUCAUUUUGUGGCCGAUGGGGAGCUAAGCAGACUUUACUCCAGUGAGGCGAAGUCCCACUCAUCAGAGAACCUCGGGAUUUUAAAAGACUACCCUCACUCUGCUUUUACCUUGGAAAAGAAAGUUAUUAAAACAGAGCCUGAAGACUCAAGAUAGCCUAGAUUCUCCCACUGUCUCUGAAAAUGGCACCAGAUUCAAGGAUAAUGCUCCAUCAUAGAAUAAGCCUUAAUAACCAGUGUUGCCUCAUUCUGCUCAAACAGACCAUAGCCAAAGCAUAAGAACUCACAGUAGUCUGUGGAAACCAGGACAAAGCAACAGCCACAGAAGAAGAAAUCGAGAGAGUGCUGCAAUGUAACAAACACUGACCAUUACCUUCCUGUGUAAGUUGUUUGUAUGGAAAGGCUCAAUAUUGUAGGCAUUCACUAUUUAAGAAUGUACAAUGUGUCUGUGUAAUUUAUAGAAGCAAAUCUAGGUGUUAAGACCUUUUGGUCUAAUAGAUGUGGAGACCAUUCUUUUUACUUGAAAUUUUGUUGUCUACUUUAAGUGUAUUUACGGUAAAUGUUACUCAUCAACAUUUAGGACUUUUGAGUCGUAAAAAGAAAGCUUAGCAAUGUAGUUAUUGGCAAGGUGACAGUGGCUGGAGAGAAAUGGAAGGCAAAUACUCAGUUUACACCAAGGAAAAGACUGUGUACUUAAUACUUGAUUAAAAUUGAUUUUGGUUAAUAGGAAAUGUGUAGCCGUCACUAAAUAAUGCCGCUUUCAUUGGUUUAAUCCAUGCACGAAUUAAAAAUUGGAAUAAUAUUUCCGAGAUGAGGUAGGCUACAUUUAUGACAGCUGCUCAAGAUGUGAGACAGAAGACUUGAAGUAAGCAGGCUAACGUGUAAGAGCCUUGACUUAAACAUUGGUAUUUCAGAGGAUGUCAAGUAAAUUAAGGCAGAGUAAAUUAACCCUGAAUGUUUAAGAUAAAGAUGCCGUGGGAGAAUUGACAUGGAGGCUGUGUUUUGUUUUUAGUCCUGCUUUGAAUCAUGGCUGUAAUAAAUAUCGGUUCCUAGUCUGUUCUGUGAGAUGUCCGCCCCUCGGUCUCUAAUCACUGCUCUGUGGUCACUUUUCCUUCUGACGAGGAGAAGAGCGCUACAGUAGAAACACCAAUAAGCUUUUCUACCACUGAAAGGCGUUUUCCCCUUCCUGAAUGGCGUCUGCCCACUGGAGAAGUGUCUCAUGGACCUUGGCCUCUGCAGAUCUUGAUGCUGACUAUUGUGGUUUCACAGUCCACUGUGUAUAGAGCUAGUGUGGCGCCAUUUGCAUAGAACAUUCAGUUUUGGAUUGGCCACAGCACUGGUUAGUGUCCCCCUACUUUCACCAACUGUUUCCUGUAUUCUGUAAUCUAUUUUGAGAAAAUUGUGUGGUCCUUUUUUUAAAAACUGUGUCUUACAAUUCAAGUUUGUAGAUUUUAACAUGCAAGUUCUAAAAGAUGCAGUAAUCUUGCCCCUGGUGUUUGUCUGUCCCUCCCGGACCUAGAACCUGCAUCUUUAAAUCUAGAAGUAAGUUUCCUUAAGUAGCAUACUAUUCUGACUUUCAAGCUUAGAGAUAAAGAAGCACAAAAAAAGUCAGUAGAAUACAGUUUUUAUUUUGUAAACACUAAUGUAUUAAAACUUGCUAUACAUUAAAGCAAAUAAUAUAUAUUUUUAUUUGGAUGGUGUAUAUAAAUUGGAUGUUAUAACUAGUAAAUUUUCUUUCAUUUUGUUUAAGAUAUUUUCACUGAACAAGGUCAAUUGGUUACCUCAGUGUUACAGCCAAUAUAAUCCAAGGGGCCAUUUCUCCCCACGUCUGUGUUAUUCUUUAUUGUGUGGCUUCUACAUUCUUGUGAUUCUUAGUACUGUUGAGGAGAUGAGUGCACUUGCUUCCUGUGGCAAUAAAGAGUUCCUGUGCCUCGUGGAUCAAUGCUUAGAGCAUUCCCACAGCUGUGACGCUUGCCCACUCGCCUCCCUCACAGCGUGUCAGGGGACAGGGUGACAUGAGGGCUGAACACAGCGGCCUCGCCAUGGAUCAGGGCUCUACUACUGAGUGACAGCCCCAGCACUCCUUUUACAUUUUUAUUCUGAGACAGGGUUAUUGUCUUGCCCGAGCUGACCUUGAAUUCACUCUGGACCAGAGAGGUUGCGGUCUCCUUGGGGGCCUUUGCUAGUGUGUGAUCCACACAUUACACACCUCAAAUGGCCAAGUGCUGUUGGCACAGCACCAUUUUGUUUGUGAGUUUGUUGCUGCUCUGAAUCUUGAAAAGAAAGCCAAACAGGUUGUCACCACAGUGAGCAGGAGCCGGUAUUGGUCUCUUGUAGGACGUGAGGAAAUACGGUAGCAAAUAUUUCAUUAAAACCCAUUUCUGAUGCGGCAGUGUCCAAGUGUUGCUCCAGGAGAUACAAGCCUGCUUACUUGCUGUUAACUGUGGCCAUCCUCACAAGUGAGGUUCUCCAGUGGACUUCAAGUUAACAAAGUGUCCUGGCAUUGCUAUUGAAAACACAGAUUAAUCUCAAAACCGUGAUGAUAGCUAUUUCCAUAGUGACCCUGGAAAACAAACUUUUGUGAUACCUAAGUGAUCAAAAGCCAACACUGGUGGUAGCAUUUUUGUUUCUGAAUGUGUGAUGGCCAAAUCUUCAAAACUUCCAUGGUUUCUGGUUCUACUGACUUUUGAAAAUGAAGAAAAGCAAUCACUGUUUCUUAGGCAGAAAACGUGCAUCAGAGGUUUAAAUUCUUAAUUUUUUUUAAGUUUUACAUUCUGUUUACAGAUGCUCUGCUGUCUGUUUAGCAAAUUUUUACCAUGGUUUUUAAAAGAAUGACAAAUAGGAGCUGGCUUUAUUGUAAAUUUGUUAGGCCACAUAAUCCUUGGCCACUGCAAUAGUGUCCUUUUGAAUUCUGGCCCCCUGCAAGUCUGAUUCUCUGAUUGUGCUUCUGAUAGCUCCACCUAUGUCCAAGUGUCACCAUAAAGACAAUAAGGGCCCAGUUUCUGCCAAAGAAAAUGUUUUAAUGUAUUAGUAGUAAUGCAGUAUGACCUUCAAAAAAGAAACAUUUGAAAUAAUCCACAAAACACUAAUCUUAGGGUUUUUCUCAGCAUUCAUGUAAAAUAUUGGCUACUAUUAUUUUUCCUUUUUUAAUUUUAAAAUAUUUGAUUGGGCCAGUGUAAUGCCAGCCUUCAGUCAGUCCCUGCAGGUUGAGGGGGGAUCACUGUGAGUUUGAGAUUGGCAUACACAGGAAGACUGUCUCAAAAGGAAAAACAUUAAUUAGUAAAUAAAAAUUGUAUAUAUUCAAGUGUA
This is a messenger RNA of Mesocricetus auratus (golden hamster), 4791 nucleotides long. RefSeq names its product NGFI-A binding protein 1 (gene Nab1). Bases 182 to 1639 code for a protein of 485 amino acids. Gene Ontology annotation, cellular component: nucleus. The record is from RefSeq and is a predicted model, not a curated record. The transcript is spliced from 8 exons. Lineage: Eukaryota; Metazoa; Chordata; Mammalia; Rodentia; Cricetidae. Gene Ontology annotation, biological process: negative regulation of DNA-templated transcription. Gene Ontology annotation, molecular function: transcription coregulator activity; transcription factor binding.